Calliphora vicina (urban bluebottle blowfly) is the source of this 2121-nucleotide messenger RNA. RefSeq names its product alanine--glyoxylate aminotransferase 2-like. The transcript is spliced from 5 exons. Bases 256 to 1758 code for a protein of 500 amino acids. NCBI's taxonomy places the organism in Eukaryota, Metazoa, Arthropoda, Insecta, Diptera, Calliphoridae. The record is from RefSeq and is a predicted model, not a curated record. Gene Ontology annotation, molecular function: pyridoxal phosphate binding; transaminase activity.
ACAUACAACACAUUCGUUAAAUUUGUCAUUCGUCUGACAAUUUUCAAACGUUCAAUAGAAAACGGUCAGAAACGCUUUAGUUCAGUCGUGAUUUUUCUAAACACUGGCCAACAACAAGAUUUGUUCUUAAUCUAGUUCUUUUUUUUGUUUCUAAAUAAUUUUAAAAUUAAUUAAACGUUUGAAUUUUAAAAGUGUUACAGUUUUUUUUUAAUUUAAUUUAAUUUGUUAACAAAAAAUAAAUAAAUUUGCCACAAAAUGCCUUUUGCCCGGGAACAACUUGAGUCGGUCAUAAAUGAAAAAUUAUGCAAAACCGAAACAAUUAAAUUGAGAAAUAAACAUAUUGGACAAGCUUGUCAGUUGUUUUAUCGCUCGGAUCCCUUAAAAAUUGUACGAGGUCAGGGCCAAUACAUGUAUGAUGAACAAGGCACACGCUAUUUGGAUUGCAUUAACAAUGUUGCUCAUGUUGGCCAUUGUCAUCCCAAAGUUGUGAGUGCUGGUUGCCUACAAAUGGCUACAAUUUCCACCAACAAUCGUUUUUUGCACGAUGAAUUGGUUCAGUGUGCCAAGACAUUGACCAGCAAGAUGCCGUCACCCUUGUCGGUAUGCUUUUUCGUGAAUUCGGGUUCGGAGGCCAACGAUUUGGCAUUGAGAUUGGUGCGCAACUAUACCAAACGUCAGGAUAUUAUAACUUUGGACCAUGCCUACCACGGACAUUUAACCUCGGUCAUGGAAAUAUCUCCCUACAAAUUUAAUCAACCUGGCGGUGAUCCUAAACCUGAUUAUAUUCAUGUUGCUCCUUGUCCUGACAUCUAUGGUGGCCCCUACAAGGACAAAGAAUAUCCCAACCACGAUAUGACCGAAAUCUAUACUAAAUCCAUUAAGGACAUCUGUGAGAACUUGAAAGCUCAAGGUAAAGGUGUGGCCGCUUUCAUAGCUGAGUCCCUGCAAAGUUGUGGUGGUCAGAUUAUUCCUCCAGAGGGUUAUUUUAAGGCCGCCUACAAAGCUGUGCGUGAUGCUGGUGGUCUUUGCAUUGCCGAUGAAGUACAAGUUGGUUUUGGGCGAGUCGGCACUCAUUAUUGGGCCUUUGAGACUCAAGGUGUAGUGCCUGAUAUUGUUACAGUGGCCAAGCCCAUGGGUAAUGGCCAUCCAGUGGGUGCUGUGGUAACAACUCCAGAAAUUGCUGAAGCCUUCUAUAAUACGGGAGUGGCAUAUUUCAACACUUAUGGUGGCAAUCCGGUAUCCUGUGCUAUUGCCAAUGCUGUUAUGCGUGUCAUUGAAGAGGAGGGUUUGCAGGAGAAUGCCCGCAAAACUGGAGACUAUUUGCUGAAACAAUGCAACGAAUUUAAAUAUGAUUUCGAUAUUGUGGGAGAUGUACGUGGUAUUGGCUUGUUCGUUGGUGUUGAGUUGGUUAAAAAUCGCGAUACCCGUGAACCCGAUACCAAGGCAGCCCACUGGGUUGUGAAUCGCAUGAAGCAAGUGCACAAGAUUUUGGUGUCUUCCGAUGGACCCAAUGACAAUGUCAUUAAACUAAAGCCACCCAUGGUGUUCAAUGAAGAAAAUGCCGAUGAAUUUUUGCUGGCAUUCCGUGAGUGCACGUGCUUGACUUUGUUGACGAAAGAGAGAAAUGGUGAUGAUUUGCCUGCCGUCAAUACUGCCUCAACUAUGGUUAGUAACAAUAGUAAUGGAGCUACUGUUGACUCCAUGACGAGUAAAACUCAAAUGUUUGAACGUCAUGAGCGUUUAAUUAAAUCAGUUUAAGUUUCUUUUUUUUUUUAAUCCAUUGUACAUUUUAAGUUUUUUUUCUUUUUCUUAUUCAUAUCCAAAGUUUAGUUUUUAAGUACAAACAAAAAAAAAAAACUGAAAAUUAUUUAGAAUUUGUAGAGAUUUUAUCAUAUUAAAUUUAGUUCUAGCAUCUAGAAUUAUGUUGUAAAAAGCAAUAUAUUUUAAUUUUUGUUUUUUUAUUUAAUUUUUUAGUUUAUUUGUAAUAUAAAUACAUUUUAUUGAAAAUAAAUACAAUAUGUAAUAAUCAAUUUAACUUUAUAUGCAUUUAGUUUUAAGUUGUUAUAUUGUUAUAAAAUAAAUGAUAAGCAAAUAUGUAUACAUAAGUAUGUACAUAUAAUA